Molecule: messenger RNA, 949 nt
Organism: Ornithodoros turicata
Lineage: Eukaryota; Metazoa; Arthropoda; Arachnida; Ixodida; Argasidae
Exons: 2
Coding region: 156-743 (195 amino acids)
Source: RefSeq, a predicted model, not a curated record
AGUGGGGUCUGAGGCAUGUGGGGGCGCUGGUGGCAAUGGGGAUGUAGCCCCUUGGGGGCACUAGUUGUUUUGCUGGAGAUAAAAGCGCGGGCGCAACAGGGAAGUAGGGCAGUGGCUGCCACGCAGCCCGGGCGGACAGAACCUGUUCUGAUGCAAUGCGGUCUGGAACGUCUGACAAUAAACAAGGCGCUGAACGGGGUCGUCCCAGACGACGGAGGUACAGGUCGCCCAGUCCCCGGUCACGGUCUCCGUUCCCGCCUACGCCUGCGCCUCGACCGCGGAGGUCGGUCACGACGUGGACAGUUGUCCACAAUGGAUAUCCGGUGUCCUGGGCCAGCCACUCAAGAUGGACCUACCAACACCGUCCCCUCCGGACUUCGGACCCGGCCACCGUUCGACCCCCGUUCCGAGGUCUAACCUUGUCGGAGCGACACCCGGCGGACCCUCUUCUGCCGCUUUCGGCCGAGGAGCAGCGCCUCUUCUGCCCAACGUGCGGAGUCCCCGAACUCCACCGAACCACCCACCGGCAGGGACGCCUGCAUCGUUCUCGUGCGGCACAGGCGCCUGGCAACAUCAUUCCGGAGGCUGCCGUGAGUGUCCUACGUCGUCUCCGCCCAGAGGCGCUGCGCGAACUUCUCUGCGCCGUGAACCCGCCGCCGGAGCACGCCCCCGUUCCACCUGCGAGCCCCAUGGACCCCGCAGACGACCUGCUGAUGCAGUUUCCCUCGGACGAGGACGUUUGAACUUUCGAAGAGGACUUAGGGAGGGGGAGAUGUGGGGGCGCUGGUGGCAAUGGGGAUGUAGCCCCUUGGGGGCACUAGUUGUUUUGCUGGAGAUAAAAGCGCGGGCGCAACAGGGAAGUAGGGCAGUGGCUGCCACGCAGCCCGGGCGGACAGAACCUGUUCUGAUGCAAUGCGGUCUGGAACGUCUGACAAUAAACAAGGUUGGU